Molecule: messenger RNA, 213 nt
Organism: Leptosia nina
Lineage: Eukaryota; Metazoa; Arthropoda; Insecta; Lepidoptera; Pieridae
Source: the annotation of a GenBank genome assembly
AUGUCGUCAAGCGUCGCGCCCACCGGAUAUGAAGUCCCCGCAUCAAAGAGGUAUAUGGCGAACGGCGGGCCGCUAAGACAACGUUGGCGCCUACUUAUUUGUGCUCGGGGCUCGGUGCCGUGGUGCCGCGCCCUCACGCCGCCGCGCCGAGGCGCCCUGCGGUCCGAGCGGUGGCUGCGAGCGAGGGACGCGCUGAAGCGGGUUCGCCGCUAA